GACACACAACGUCAUCCAAUAAGAAACUUCCACGUCAUCAAGUCUCCGCGUGGAAGAAGUAUAAUUUCCAGGUGCAGUGUCGCGCACGCGCGGUGUGAGAACGGAGGAAAACCAAACGGCACACACAACAUUUCUCAUAGUUCGAUUAAAAGAAAAAACCCAAUUUUGCUAACAUAAGCCGGCCCCCUUUUUCCUCUCAUCGGAGCUCCGGCGCCGCUUAGAAGCUUCAAUCGUGGCUCCUACCGCUUCGCAGCAUCCACAGAGCAACCUCACCCGUAGAAAAUCAACACCGGCGUCCGCCUCCUCCCCCACCCCCGCACCGGGUCCGACCCGAAUAGUGUACAGGCACUCCGUCGGCCACUCGUCGGAUUUCGAUUCGGAAGUGCCGUUUUGGCAGAAGACUUGGUUCGUAGUGCUGUUGCUGGUAAUGGCCGUGUCCUUUUUCGCGCUGGCAAUUUUCCUGCUGCUAACACUCGACUCCGAUUAUGCGGCGGCGCCUGUCGCCGCCGCGUCGGAAGGCGUUCAGAUAACAUAUGGAUCUGUAAUUAAGCUGAUGCACGAGAGGACAAAAUAUCGGCUGCACUCGCAUGAUGUUCCUUAUGGCUCAGGCAGUGGCCAGCAGUCUGUUACUGGUUUCCCAAAUGUUGAUGAUGCUAAUAGCUAUUGGAUUGUCAGAUCUACAAAGGAUUCUUUGGCAAAGCAAGGUGACACGAUAAAAGGUGGAACCGUUAUUAGGUUGCAACAUAUGAGGACUAGGAAGUGGUUGCACAGCCACUUGCACGCAUCUCCCAUAUCUAGCAAUUUGGAGGUGAGUUGCUUCGGCAGUGAUGGAGAGUCCGACACUGGGGAUUACUGGAGACUUGAAAUCGAGGGAAAUGGAAAGACUUGGAGACAAGAUCAAAGGGUGAGGCUUCAUCAUGUAGAUACUGGUGGAUACCUUCACAGCCACGACAAGAAAUAUACACGUAUAGCUGGGGGUCAACAAGAGGUUUGCGGUGUUAGGGAAAAACGAGCUGAUAAUGUUUGGUUGGCAGCAGAGGGUGUGUAUCUUCCGACAGCUGAAGGUAAAAAGUGAAGCUGCGUAAUCUACGAUGUACCAUAAUCACAACUAAAUCGUAGUACAUAUGUUUACUUCUAUCGUUUACUGUUUUUUUUUCACCUUCUUCCAACCGCUGAUGUGUAAUAUAGAUGUUCGUGUCACCGAGUGCUGAAGCGUUGAAAUAGUUUCAACAAUAUUAUCGUGUUAUUCUCGUACCAGAAUUCUGUUGUUAGUAUUAAUUUAGAAACUUCGAUCAAGUUAUCACAUCGGAGUUCACCAAUAGUUUGAACUUUUGUUGAAAAUCAUCUUAGACUUAGUUAACGAAAUAUUUUAGUUAGGGUAAAAAAUAAACACUAGAAAAAACACGAACACAAAAUAUCAAAUUCGUCGUUAAUUUAAUAUACCAACAAACAGGCACUUAAAUCAGAUAAUCCAACGACUGAAUGGUCCAUCAACAAGAUCAAAAAUUUCGCAU
Messenger RNA from Erythranthe guttata (spotted monkey flower), 1514 nucleotides. Its product is annotated as stromal cell-derived factor 2-like protein. The record is from RefSeq and is a predicted model, not a curated record. Lineage: Eukaryota; Viridiplantae; Streptophyta; Magnoliopsida; Lamiales; Phrymaceae.